Messenger RNA from Lytechinus variegatus (green sea urchin), 2666 nucleotides. RefSeq lists its product as uncharacterized. The record is from RefSeq and is a predicted model, not a curated record. NCBI's taxonomy places the organism in Eukaryota, Metazoa, Echinodermata, Echinoidea, Temnopleuroida, Toxopneustidae. Bases 608 to 1726 code for a protein of 372 amino acids. The transcript is spliced from 2 exons.
AUUUCAUGAUCAGUGACGAAUGACACUCUCGGACGGCACUGACGUAAAUUCUUGGGAAACAACGACUUGACUUUCUAAUCAGGUACUUGUGUGGGUGAGAGAAUGAUCUCAAGUCUGCCUGAAAGUGUUUCUCCACCCGCGCCUUUUCGGUAAGAAAAACACUCAUUCACAACCACGUCUGUAGCCGACGUCUUCAAGCUCCGUUCAAAAGGAUUAAAAGGAGUCAUACUUUCAACGUAGAAAUCAUUCAAAAUCGUUUAUUGACGUUUGCUGUCUUUUCACGCAACUGGAAAUUAGUUUCAGAUCUUCUCUCCAUUCAUUGAGAAUAUGACAAUGUCUUGCUGACUAUCAAAGCGUAAUGUGGAUUAUCUAUUUAUUUAUUCAUCUCGAGUACAAUUUGACAACAUUUUAGACACUGGAAAUUUUGAUUUUCACGGUCCUGAUAAAGAGAGUGGAUUCCAAAUGUUGUUAUUGUUAUGGUAGAAGUAAGUGAGCUGGAAUUUAAUCAACAUCAGACUGACUAUUUCACGAGGUUAAUGUCAUAUUCUCUUUAAAUCUUGGAUUCGUUUCUGUCAAUAUUGUUUAGCAGUGACUUCAUUUCACAAUAAUGGCGGCCGUUGCAUGCAAUAGCCUCGCGGGGCAACUAGCCCUUAGCUAUUCUCAACCUCUUCUGAAAUCGCCCUACUAUCCGGAUAUCUACACUGUCAAGGAGGAGAUAGAUACUAACUCUAACCAUGUAGCAAAGAAAAACGAUGUGUUUAAGCAAAAAAGUGCAUCACUUCACCGCGGCACCGUUCGCUUUGUUCAGCUAGCCUCCUCGGAUUUAUCGACAACCAGCGACCUGUCGAACUCGAAGGACUCGGGGAUCGGGUCGAGCGACGACAACAACAGUCAGGGUGAGACACCGAUCACCAGGGACGACCACCGACCCGAGAACGAUGCGGAGGAUGAUGAGGAGCGUGUCAAGUUCAUGGAGACGGCGCGGGAAUUUACGAAUGCCAAUGUCGAGGAGAUGACGUGGAAGGAGAGAGGGAAUAGAAUGGACAACUGCUUAGGUUGGCUACGAGAAGAAAUUACCAAAAUGAAGAAACAAGAUCAGAGUCUGAUGCGGCAAUUCAUGGAACUUCGUUCGACCAUUCACCAGCUCAAGCAGUCAAGUACCCAGCAAAGUCUAAGAGCAACUUAUCUACGCAACCAAGCAUCGUGCGCGAAUCUUGGGGCAUCCGACCAAUCAGCGCGCAGUAACACAACUUCCCGCCAAUCAAAUUCGCACAUGCGGAGCAAUCUCCGCCCCCUCGGCGCAGCCAGCCAGUCAUCGACGAGUGGCAACCUGUCAUCCAUGCAGUUUCAUUCACGCGGGAAUCUCAAUCACAUGCACUCCGCCAUGGACGCGAGUCCAAAAAUGGCACAGAGCCUUGCGCAUCUGGAGGACACAAGUUUCGACAUGGACAGUUACUUCGGCGAUGUCGAUUUUGAGCACGAUUCUUUUUACGACGAUGACGACUCCGAUGCUUUUAUCGAUCAACCGGAUGGUAUGUCACCCGGUCACAUCUCUGUGCUAUCGGAUCAGCCAUACAUGCCGCAGUACCGUACACGGACUGUUUCAUUGGUGACCCCGCAUUACAUAGGUCGUCCAUGCGCGUCCGGCUACCUUGCAAGGUCGAGAUAUAUGUCAUUUUCAAACGCCAAAGGAAGAGUGGAAAGCGAGAGAGCAAUUUUAGAAUGAAACAUGGAAAUGUGCUCAUAAAAAGACUUGUAAAUAUUUGAUAAUGAUGUAUUAGCUUUAUGAUCGUUAUGAUGAAUAACGGAGAAGCAAUAGAGUUAGCAUUAUUUCAGCUCAUUAAUUAUGUAGGUGAAAUAUUUUCUUGAGAAUUUUAUGGCUUAGGCUUAAUUACAGAAUGUAUUGCAAUUCUUGUUUAAACAAGAAUUAUUUCACACAUUCAUUAUCAGUCCGUUAAUGUAAAAGCCUCCCAUAAAAAUAAAGAUAAAUAUUCAAAAGACGCCAUUGAUAUACAAUGUUUGAAUGUCUUUGGUUGUUAUAAGAUGCAAAAACUCGUUGACUUUUUAUACGGAUCCAAUGUUUACGUAAAAACUGAAAUAUAGCACAAGCCUCCCAAGAACCAUGAGUCUUUUCCUUGCUUGAGCAUGCUUGGGUUCUGCUGUCAUAUACCAGGAAUAAUUUAAUAUCCAACUAUCUCUUUGUCAGUCCGUGCAAUUGAAGAACUUUGGCCUUUUGGUAUUCGAAUGAAAAACAAUAUCCACAAUUUCGGAAAAAAUGUGGUGUUUUAUUUUUUAACAUUAAUAUUCUUGACAUACUUGCACGUUAUGCUUUAGAUUUCAUUUUAAUGUAUACUGCCAAUGGAAAUGAAUCUAUAGAUAUCCUCUUAAGUUAUAUAGAAUAGGAAUCAGUGUAUAUGUAUCUACGUAUACUAUAUUGAUACUGGUUUUAACGGGUAUUUGAACACAGUGGCUGUUACAUUAUCUUGACCUACUAUGAUCAUCCUCCAAUUUGCAUGUUCUGGGGAGCAUUUCAUCAACAUUUUUUGUCCGAAAAGUUGUCGGAUCUGACAAUUUUCCAUGUUUCUGCUUGGCUGACAGAUACCGUUACAAUAGUGACUUUCAGAUAAAACAAGACUUGUCGGAUAAAAUGUCCGACUUUUAUGAAA